This is a messenger RNA of Ornithodoros turicata, 4740 nucleotides long. It is a transcript of the gene pyd, whose product is annotated as tight junction protein ZO-1-like. The transcript has 31 exons. Gene Ontology annotation, biological process: protein localization to cell-cell junction; cell-cell junction organization; cell-cell adhesion. The record is from RefSeq and is a predicted model, not a curated record. Gene Ontology annotation, cellular component: plasma membrane; bicellular tight junction. Lineage: Eukaryota; Metazoa; Arthropoda; Arachnida; Ixodida; Argasidae. Gene Ontology annotation, molecular function: cell adhesion molecule binding. Bases 1 to 4131 code for a protein of 1376 amino acids.
AUGUUACUAAAAUCGGGACCAAAGCGGGACAGGAAACGCCGAAAAAUCACUUUUCAGGACAACCUAUCUCCGAUUUAUCUUGGCGAACCCUGUACAUCUAAUACCUUUUUCGUUUUUGUUCUUCACCUUCGGCGGCCCUCAUUAACGACGACCUUACUCGACUUUAACCCCUCGAAAUCGGACGCGCAGGUUCCUGGCUACGGCUUCGGCAUUGCAGUGAGUGGCGGCCGCGACAACCCUCACUUUGUGAACGGCGAGCCCUCCAUAGCCAUCUCCGACGUGCUCAAGGCGGGUCCUGCCGAAGGAAAGCUCACAAUCAACGAUCGGGUCGUCAGUGCCAAUGGACUGUCGUUGGAAAACGUAGAUUAUGCCACAGCUGUACAGGUUCUUCGGGAGUGUGGUAACUCAGUCAAUCUGGUCAUCAAACGUCGAGUCGUGCUGCCAUCUGAGGGGGUGGAACCUCAAACUCUCAAGGUCACACUUACAAAAGCAAAAAAGAAAGAUGAUUAUGGCGUCGUUUUAGGCUGCCGCAUCUACAUCAAGGAAAUCAACAACAGGUCCAUCGCGGAAAAGGACGGCGGAAUUCAGGAAGGAGACGUCGUGCUCAAGAUCAACAACACGACGAUAGACGGGAUGACGCUGAAAGAGGCACGGAAACUUCUGGAGAGCAGCAAGGAGAGGCUCCAGCUGGUGCUCAGGAGAGAAGGUAGGCCCACCACGGCAGCGGAGCAGACGCGGUGGUCGUCCGGCCACAACUUCGACCUGGCAGCGAACAACAAAGAUGGCGGAACAAACUUUGUGCCCUCUCCACGCUCACAGUGGGCCAAUCAGAAUCUCUACGUUCAGCCGCCGACACGAGGCGACUUCAGGCCACCACCUCCACCAGAAAGGUCGGACGAAAAAAGCAAUCUCUCCAGGUCCCAAACAGGUCGUAACCGUGGACCAAUAAUGGACAUCUCUCUGAGUCAGUUGGAUCAGCCAGCCGGCACCAUGGGUCAGGACCCCGACGCGCCUCCCAGGCCCCCACCUCCCAGAGUCAAUGGUGAACCUUUCACUUCUUCACCUGAACCACGACUUCACCUGAACCCUUCAGAAUACGGUUCGAGACGGGAAAAAUUUGAUGACGAUCCACUGUCCAGGAGAAGUAAAGCAACAGCGCAGGAGCCUCGGUACAUAACUUUCCAGAAAGAGGGCAGCGUCGGCAUUCGACUGACGGGGGGGAACCAGACGGGGAUCUUUGUGACGGCCGUGCAGCCCGGAAGUCCCGCGUCGCUGCAGGGGUUGCAGCCCGGGGAUAAAAUCCUCAAGGUCAACAACAUGGACAUGAGAGGCGUCACGCGGGAAGAAGCGGUGCUGCUCUUGCUCAACCUUCAGGAGCAGGUACAGCUUGUGGCCCAACACUGCCGAGACGAAUAUGAUGAGAUAGUCACAAAUCAGAAGGGGGAUUCUUUCUACAUAAGGACGCAUUUCAGUUACGAUGCGGCAGGAAAAGGAGAACUGGCCUUCCACGUUGGGGAUGUAUUUCACGUCGUGGACACAUUACACAACGGCACCGUGGGAUCUUGGCUCGUGUUUCGACUUGGACGAAAUAACCAGGAAAUUCAGAAGGGUGUCAUCCCGAACAGGACGAGAGCUGAAGAACUGGCCCAGGAGCAGCACACGUUGGCGAAAAAGGAAGCCGCAGCUGCGGAGAGCCGCGGGUCUUUUUUCAAACGUAGGAGCGCACGUCGUUCAAAGUCUCUCUGCAAGGACAACUGGGAAGAAGCUGUCUUUGCAGAUGGGAUGUCCAAGUUUCCAGCUUACGAAAGAGUCACCCUCAGGCACCCUGGUUUCAUUCGACCGGUGGUUCUGUUUGGUCCCUUGGGUGACGUUGCUCGGGAGAAGCUCCUCAGGGACUACCCCGACAAGUAUGCAUCACCACAAAUGGAUGGUCACCUGGAUGACCUGCCAAAGAGCCAAAAAUCCUCCGGAAUAAUUCGACUGAGUGCGAUCAGGGAGAUCAUUGAAAAGGGCAAACAUGCGCUGCUGGACAUCACACCGAGCGCAGUCGAUCGCCUGAACUACGCCCAGUUCUACCCCGUCGUGGUGUUCAUGCGUGCGGAGAGCAAGCACACGGUGAAGGAACUGCGGUCACGCGUCGCAAAGUCUGGUCACAAGAGUUCCCGAAAGCUCUACGAGCAUGCCGUGAAGCUCGAACGCCUCUGGAGCCACAUCUUCACCGCUACGGUGACGCUGACGAGCGCAGACAUGUGGUACAAGAAGCUGAGAGAAACGAUAGAGAAGCAGCAGCAGGUCAGCAUCUGGGUGUCCGAAACAAAGCCGGACGAAGCCAUCUCCGACGACUUCCUCUUCCCAAUGACCUCACGACUGAGCUAUGCGUCCUCUCCGGAGAGUGACCUAGACCUGGCGUCGUCUCCCGACGGGCGCAGCCUGGCCAAUGACCGCCGGCUCGUACGUGCAUCGAGCGAUCCCAGCGUAGCCACCCAGGAGGAUGGGUUUGGACAGCAACACCCACCACCACCACCCUAUUCUUCUGCUGCUGGAGUACCCAGAGGGAGACAGGACCCAAUUUCACAUUCCCAGAUGAACAACCAGGAAUAUGCCAGCAACAAAAGAAACACACUGACAUCCGAACAGAGGUACCAGGCGACGUACCCAGGAGCUGAACCCGGCAGUCCGAGGGACCAGCAGUAUUACAACAACAUGAACGGCCACAUUGGAACCGACACUUACGGCACCGCCGAUCAGUAUGGCACGAGUCGUAUCAACACAGACUCUCAGGAUUUGUACGGAACCAAGACACGUGACCCGGAGCCGCCACCUCAGGUGGACCGGGGGAGUAAACCUCCUCGCUUUGCCCGCAGUGCGCAGGAGAGGCUCUUCGGUUCUCCAGGGCGAGGAGGUGGAGAGCCUCCUCCGCCGGCUGUGCCAGUGCCACCUGCUGGGAUGAGCCCAGACUACAUCAACACACCCGCUCCCGCCAAGUCGGCAUCCCUGGACAGGCCAAACGGCAGAGCAGUUAACGCCUACGACAGUUCGUCCUACAGCAGCGACUCCUACAGCAGGUACGCAGGAGGCGGAACGCCGCACGACCCAUACCGCUACACCCGCAGCACGGUGCAGCCGUCGCAUGGAAGACCCCCUGGUCCGCCUGAGCGUGGCCAGCAUGUGCCACAGUCUCCCACAAGGCCAACCUCCGAUCGCCAGCCACCCCUGUCUCCGCCCAAGCCCGCCGGCUAUCCGCAGAGGUUAUCGGACGGGCGCCCAGUUCCUCCUCCCAAACCGGCCCACUAUCGACCGCGCCCUUGGGCGGGCGACGAACCGGGCCCGCCUCCGCGCCCGGCUCCCGAGCCCGGCCCCCCGCCGUACAGCCGCGCCAGCCUCGACGCCAACGGGUACUACGGGGCCAACGGCAUGCCGCCGGAGUACCGGCGCAGCCGGGCGUCGCACGACGCGGCGGACGCCUACGCGCGCGCCAACGGGGGACCCUACCUGAACGUGCCUUAUCCGCCGCAGCGGCCCCCUCCUCCGCCGUCGAGCCUGCUGGACCUGUCGAACCGCGAGAACCGCGGCAGUGCUUUCGAACUGUACCGCAAACCCGACCAGCGAAUGGGAAGCCACAUCGGACUAGGGGGUCCGCCGGAAUACGCAAACAUUACAUACCCAGAGCCGCCAACAGCGGACGGCGAGGAAGACUUCCCUGGAAACGUCGUCGGAACAGCGAGCGGAGUUUUCGACUCCGCGGGAGGAGUCCUGAACUCCCCCGAGACGGGAGUCAGCAUCGUGAUCCCGCCGGGAGCCCUGCCCGACGGGGUUCAACAGGAGGUGUUCUUCAAGGUGUGCCAAGACAGCAACAUGUUGCCGCCCCUCGACAAGGAGAAAGGUGAGACUCUGCUGAGUCCGCUCGUCAUGUGCGGACCGCACGGCCUCAAGUUCGACAAACCCGUGGAACUGCGUCUGCCCCACUGUGCUGCUCUCAACCCUGAGAGCUGGUCCUUUGCGCUCAAGUCCAGUGACACUCCAGAUGGAAAACCGGCCGAGUGGCAGAAUGUCUCGCUGGACAACAUGGAUGGCGUCAUGUCCAGCCAUAUCAAGGAGAAACACGUCUCUGUACUAGUGGACCAUUUCUAGUGCCUUCUUAUGUACAUAGCUUUUGUGGCGCUUUUCACCUUACUGUUUAGCUAGUAUUUAACAUUGCGGAACAUUCAACAAUGCAUACUUGUAGGAGGAGGAGCAUGAAUAUCAUUGCCAGGUUGCAGAUUUCAGUCGAGCUGCCUGUUUCAUCGAAAAUAUUAGGCUGUUUCGCGGGUCUUUUGCUGUGAGGAAAGCCAAGAUAUGUACUGAGGACAGAGCCAUUGCGCAUGUUUCAAAGGAUAACACGGAUUUUAAAGGAUAAGAAGCCUAGCUAGCCUAAACAAGAAUUCCUCUGCCUAGAAAUACCUACUAUUAGCAUAUUUAGGCACAGGAAAGUGCUAGGCAGCUGCACUGUGUGUGCCUUAAAAUUCUCUGGGGACUUGCAGUUUGUGAGCACGUCUAACAGUUCUUAUGGUGGGUAAAAAGAAUGCAUUUUGGCAGUUAUUGUACUGUUGCCUUAAGAUACCUGGUUUUCUUGUGUAAUGUGAAAAAUUGUGGGUACAGUUAAUUUUCUCAUGGGCAGCAAGCAUGACAUAGCAUCUUAUCCCUAAUGCACAUAUGUACACUCAUGUGAAGCUCGCUUCCAGAGUGGCAGUGGAGACAGUG